Molecule: messenger RNA, 1278 nt
Organism: Molossus molossus (Pallas's mastiff bat)
Lineage: Eukaryota; Metazoa; Chordata; Mammalia; Chiroptera; Molossidae
Product: cationic trypsin
Exons: 5
Coding region: 187-927 (246 amino acids)
Biological process (GO): proteolysis
Molecular function (GO): serine-type endopeptidase activity
Source: RefSeq, a predicted model, not a curated record
GAUGUUUAAAUUGGAUGCUGAGUUAUCUUCAAUUUGGCACAGAAUUGAAUUCUAAAUUUGUGAAUUUCCAGUGAAAUCAUUUUUCUGGCACCUGUGGCCAUGCAUGUCAAUGGCAAACCUGGAGGCAUAAAUAGCGAUGGGUGAAGCCCUUUAUCCCAUAUUCCCACCCACAUCCAGUGAGCAACCAUGAAGGCCUUCAUCUUCCUUGCUCUCCUGGGAGCCGCUGUUGCUUUCCCCGCUGAUGAUGAUGACAAGAUCGUUGGGGGCUACACCUGCCAAAAGAACUCCGUCCCUUACCAGGUGUCCCUGAAUGCUGGCUACCACUUUUGUGGGGGCUCCCUCAUCAAUAACCAGUGGGUGGUGUCUGCGGCUCACUGCUACAAGUCCCGAAUCCAGGUGCGUCUGGGAGAACACAACAUUGAAGUUGUUGAGGGCGGUGAGCAGUUCAUUAAUUCAGCCAAGAUCAUCCGCCACCCCAAAUACAAUCCCAACACCAUCGAUAAUGACAUCAUGCUGAUUAAACUGAAGUCACCCGCCACCAUGAGCUCUCGUGUCUCCGCUGUCUCUCUGCCAAGAACCUGUGCCAGUGCUGGUACCCAGUGUCUCAUCUCUGGCUGGGGCAACACCCAGAGCGUCGGCUCUAACUACCCUGAGCUCCUGCAGUGCCUGGACGCCCCCAUCCUCUCCGACAGUGCUUGCCGCAAUGCCUACCCAGGCCAGAUCAGCAACAACAUGAUGUGUCUGGGCUUCCUACAGGGUGGAAAGGACUCUUGCCAGGGUGAUUCUGGUGGCCCUGUGGUCUGCAACGGACAGCUCCAGGGCAUUGUCUCCUGGGGCUACGGCUGUGCUAUGAAGGGCAAACCUGGCGUCUACACCAGGGUCUGCAACUACGUGACCUGGAUCAAGGACACCAUUGCUGCCAACUAAGCACGUUUACCCAUCCCUGUUAGACAAUGUCACCUCCUUCCUUUGUCUAAAACCAGUACCUAAAUAAAAACGUUUUCCCUGCACCAAAUAUGUCCAAGAACUAUCUUUAUUUGGCAUUCAUAGACUUUCUCUGGAAACUGCUUUCUGAGUAAUAGAGUGGACAUAGAAUUGAACUAUUCUAUGAGGGUAGAAUUUGAAAGGUUAUUUGGCUGUCUAUUCACCUAAUCAAAAUGAAUCACUGAUUACUCACUGUAUGCCAGACAGUGUAGGACACUGAGGAUAUACAGAUGAAUAAAGUUAGGGGGUCACUGUUACCAUCACAUUUUUAAACUGAUAGUGACACGAACAAAG